AUGGCUUGGGAUCACCUCUCGAUCAACCGGCCGCAUUUGGUCUACAUCAUUCUUGGUGGGUUUACAUCGCUGUUCAUGCUUUGUUCGUCCUUCAUCAAGGAAAGACUGUAUAUCGGUGAAGCGACUGUCGCCACUAUAUGCGGCAUCAUAUUCGGUCCACACGCCGCCGAUUUGAUCAAUCCGCUGGAAUGGGGGAACACCGAUCAGAUCACGCUCGAAUUUUCUCGAAUUGUUCUUGUGGUGCAAUGUUUUGCCGUUGGGGUCGAAUUGCCCAAAUACUACAUGGAAAAGCAUUGGAGGAGUGUGGUAUUUCUCUUGAUACCUGUGAUGACAUUUGGUUGGCUGAUAACCAGUCUUUUCAUCUGGUGGAUGGUGCUACCGCUUACCUGGCUUGAGAGUCUCUGCGUUGCAGCUUGUGUGACUGCUACGGAUCCUGUCUUAGCCAGUUCCGUUGUUGGUAAAGGCAAAUUUGCAAAGAGGAUUCCAAAGCAUUUGCGAGACAUUCUCUCUGCAGAGUCCGGAUGCAACGACGGCAUGGCAUUUCCUUUCGUUUAUCUGGCCUUAUACUUGAUUGAAUAUAGACCGGAUGCCAACGCGGUCGCCUACCAUUGGAUUGUUCUGACCAUUUUGUACGAAUGUGUCUUUGGUGCUGUGUACGGUUUCUUGAUUGGAUAUAUUGGAAGACACGGUAUCAAAUAUGCUGAAAAGCAUGAGUUGGUAGACAGAGAGAGUUUUCUUGUCUUUUACUUUGUGCUUGCCUUGUUUUGCGCUGGCUCUGGGAGCAUUCUUGGUGUUGAUGAUUUACUGGUCGGUUUUGCUGCAGGGGUUGGCUUUUCAAACGACGGUUGGUUCUCGCAAAAGACCGAGGAAUCUCACGUUUCCAACGUUAUUGAUCUGUUGAUCAACUUGGCAUAUUUCGUCUACUUGGGAACAAUCAUUCCUUGGGAGCAGUACAACAAUGCGGAUCUUGGACUUACACCAUGGCGCUUAGUCGUCAUCGCCUUAUUCGUCAUCUUUUUUCGCCGCAUACCGAUUAUGUUGGCAUUGAAACCAUUUAUACCGGACAUUAAGACCUGGCGCGAAGCACUUUUUGCAGGACAUUUUGGACCGAUUGGAGUAGGGGCUAUUUUUGUCGCUAUUCUCGCGAGAGCCGAACUGGAAACAGAGACGACCACACCUUUGGCAUCUUACCCCGAUCCAGAAGCACACAACUACACUGUCGUAGCUCUCAUAUGGCCGAUCACGACCUUCCUUGUUAUCUCCUCGAUUAUAGUUCACGGCUCCUCGAUUGCAGUUUUUACCCUUGGCAAGCAUAUCCACACCCUAAAUCUACAAUUGUCAUACACUAUAGGAAAUACCGACGGCCCAACCUGGAUGAACCGACUGCCUCGCAUAUCAUCCACAUCAAGAUCCCAGGCCAAGUCCUAUACUUCAGACACUGAGGCCGAUGAACCUAGGGCAGAAGACUUUCCACCAGGGACAUUUCCACCGGGCACGUUACCUCCAACUGGGGUACCUGGGCAGUUCUUGAGACGACAGAGGGAGGAAGACAACCCCAGUCGCGCGGGUAGCCGUGCCUCUUCACUCAUUUCUCGACGCCGAAAGAAGAAGUGGGAUGAUGGUCGCGGUCCUGGAGGCCCUAUUCAACAGUCUGCAAUCUAUCCCGUCAGACGAAACCAGACAAACCAGACAAACCAGACCGAGCAGCUUAGCGAGCAGACCUCUGAAACUUUGACGCCUGGAAAUGGAUCAAGUGAGAAUGAAAAGGAGAGCGAUGAGGAGCCCCAUCGCAAAGAAUCGGAACGUGAUCCAGAGAAAGCAAGCGAGUACUUCAGCAAAGCUGAACGUCAUCCAGAUCGCCGAGAGGUGUUCGAUGAAGGUGAUAAUGAAAUUAUUGAGAAUGAGGACGGCGACGUGCUAGAUGUUGAGAAAACUCCUUCGAAGAAAAAGCAGGAACUCCCACCACAGCUCGACCCAUCACACAAAAAUUUCAAAGGCAAAUUUAGCGCUUGGAGGCAUCGAGGAGAGCCCGUAGAGGAUGAAGCGAAUAAAACACAAAGACGUGGUGCUGCCUUGGCUUACCAGUUUGGUAAUACGAUUAUUGUUGAAGAUGAAGACGGUGAAGUCGUCAAAAAGUAUGCACUCCCACCGGCUGUCAAGGAGCCGAAAAAGCCAGGGGAGUCAAGUACCGUUCAACAAGGAAUUGACAUGAUGAGUGGCUGGGUUGGAUUCGGGCCUAAGAAGGUUGAACCUAAACCUGAGAUGGCAGAGAAAGGCGACGCUACUCAAAGCAAGCGACCUACGCCAAAAUCAAAUCCAUCUGCUGUUCGCCAAGGCUUGCAACGGAUGGGAACUUGGGCUGGAGUUAAGCCGGCAGAGCAAGACGAAGAGGACGAUAGACAAAUUCGAUUCAUGAUUGGCGGUGCUGGACGUCGUCUUACUAAAGAAGAUUUCUUGAAGGAGAUUCAAAGUCUCGAUCCCAAGGCUCGUUGCGAGAUCAUCAAGGAAAGCGAUGCACCAGAGGAGAUGAAAGAAUUGGCCAGAAAGGACGCGAGCAAAGAUGCUCCGGGAUCGAGCCGCCUCUAUGCUGCCAAGAAUCCACAAUUUGUCACAAGAUCAGCUGGAAAGCAAAAUACAAAGGGCCGGACAAUCGAUGAGGAGGAAGAGUCACGGCCACGGACAGGGAGAGGUCGACCAAUACCUGAGAUCUCGAGACCAGUCUCAUCAAAUUCAAGAAAGAUUUCAAGCUCACCAUCAGACGAUGAUGAUGAUCUCGUUGAAUCUGCAGCUGAGCGUAGACGGCGCCAGCAAGCACUGAGAGGUGUAGACGACGAUGACGAAGAUGUCAGCCCAGGUAGAGGACGAAGCCGUCAAGUGGAGGACGAGGAGGAUGGAGAAGUCGAAGAAUCAGCAGCAGAACGAAGACGGAGAGAAGCAGCUCUUAGCACUGUCCAAGAUGACAGUGACGAUGACGAUACGCCGCGCGUGCCGCCACCAGUCGCAAAACCUAGCAGAGGUAUCAGAUUUGCACAAAGUCCAGUGCGAGGAAACUCGAUUACUGGCAAGAGGCAUCUAAGUACUAUUUGGUUGUCACACGUGACUCGUAUAACAGACUUGAUCACAUUCCAUCUUGAAGCCGAGAGAAAAAGCACGACGACCACCAUCAGCCAGUGCCAACCACAGACCCUCGAAUUCACUCGUAAGAUGAUAUUGCUCAGCAUACCGGUCUUAGGAGUCAUCCUAAUCGGUUGCGCUGCGAUAUACAGAUACAUUAUACAUCCUGCCUUCAUCUCACCGCUCGGAAAGGUUCCUAAUGCUCACUGGUCGGCUCCUUUCUCAAACCUCUGGAUUCUAUGGAUUCGAUAUAAGGUUAGAGAGAACCGUACCGUUUAUGCUGCUCACCAAGCGCUGGGUCCGGUUGUCAGACUGGGCCCUUCGGAACUGAGUGUUAAUGAUGUCAAUGGGUUGAGAUCCAUAUAUGCUGGAGGGAUGGAGAAAGGGGAGUGGUAUUCUAUUUUUGAUAAUUAUGGGGUACCUUGUAUGUUCUCUUCGUGGCACUCAAAACCACAUUCCGUUCGGAAGCGAAUGAUAUCUCACAUCUACUCCAAAACCACAAUCCAGACUUCACCAGCUCUCCAAUCUCAAACUCAAACUAUCAUCUAUGACCGUCUUCUUCCCAAAUUAUCGUCUCCAGCAGCAAUCUCUAACGUUGGCGUCGAUGUCCAUUCCAUCUUCAACGCAACCACUAUGGAUUUCAUAACGUGCUAUCUAUUCGGACUGAAAAAUGGAAGUAACUUUCUAGAUGACCCAAGGGAAAGAGGAAGAUGGUUGGAUCUUUAUCACAGUCGAAAGACCCAUACCUUCUUCAACCAGGAAUUACCAAGAUUUACCAAAUUCAUGAGACGGUGGGGAGUGGAUCUGGUGCCGAGAUGGGUAGAUGAUGCAAAUGCUGAAUUGGAGGAUUGGACUAUGAAAGGAUGUGAGAACACCAAAGCUUACUUGAAGACUUCUCACGGCAAUCACCAAAAUGUUGGCGAUGAGCCCGUCGUCAUAAACGCCAUCCUCGCGGGAAUUGAAAAAGAAGAAAAGACCAAAGGUUCAGAAUCAGUUCUAGCGACCGAAACUCUAAAGUAUCAAGACAAAAGCAUCGCCUCAGAAAUGAUCGAUCACCUCGCCGCCGGCCACGAAACCUCUGGUAUCACAUUAACCUACAUCGCAUGGUACCUCUCUCAAAACCCUCGUCUCCAAGACGAACUUCGAGCCGAGCUCUUAAAUCUCUCUCCAUCUUUCAAAAUCUCAUCAAACAACAAAGACCUACCGCCCACCAAAACCAUCGAUGCCCUCCCCCUCCUCCACGCAAUCAUAAUGGAAACCCUCCGUCUCAACGCCGCAAUCCCAGGCUCCCAACCCCGCCAAACACCCUUCCCAUCCACCUUCCUCGGUCCCUACACCAUCCCCGGCGGCACCCGCGUCUCUUCUGCAGCUUACACACUCCAUCGCGCCCCUUCCGCCUUCCCUGACCCGGAAGUCUGGGAUCACACGCGCUUUUUAAACACUGGGAAAUCGGAGCAGCAGAUUAAGGAUAGAGAUAGACAUUUUUGGGCGUUUAGUAGUGGAGGACGCAUGUGUGUGGGUAGCAAUUUCGCGAUGCAGGAAUUGAAAAUGGUGGUUGCGGCUAUUUGGACGAAUUUUAGAACGGUGGUGGUGGAUGAUAAGGGGAUGGAGCAGGAGGAUGGGUAUACGUGUGGGCCGGUGGGAAAUCGGUUGGUAUUGAGAUUUGAGGAGGUAGUGUAG
Glarea lozoyensis ATCC 20868 is the source of this 4794-nucleotide messenger RNA. RefSeq names its product Cytochrome P450. The transcript has 4 exons. Bases 1 to 4794 code for a protein of 1597 amino acids. Gene Ontology annotation, cellular component: plasma membrane. Gene Ontology annotation, molecular function: iron ion binding; sodium:proton antiporter activity; oxidoreductase activity, acting on paired donors, with incorporation or reduction of molecular oxygen. Gene Ontology annotation, biological process: intracellular potassium ion homeostasis; regulation of membrane potential; proton export across plasma membrane. The record is from RefSeq and is a predicted model, not a curated record. NCBI's taxonomy places the organism in Eukaryota, Fungi, Ascomycota, Leotiomycetes, Helotiales, Helotiaceae.